Clupea harengus (Atlantic herring) is the source of this 3460-nucleotide messenger RNA. RefSeq names its product ferric chelate reductase 1b (gene frrs1b). Gene Ontology annotation, cellular component: membrane. The record is from RefSeq and is a predicted model, not a curated record. NCBI's taxonomy places the organism in Eukaryota, Metazoa, Chordata, Actinopteri, Clupeiformes, Clupeidae.
AUGUUUUCACCCCUUUCUGUGGGUCAUAAACUCAUGCUCAAUGAAACGGAAACCUGCUUUGCAUGUCCAGUGUGUCUUUUUCUCAAACCUAGAUGUAAGUUGGAGGCCUACCUGUUGUUUUGUAUGAGCGCCCUCUGCAGUGGAUUUACAGUACCCCCGGUUAAAUUACAUUUCCCAGCAUUUCUUUCAGUGUACAGGGGUCAAGGCGGGCAGACGAUGACCAGUAAAAGACAAAUCACGCUGUGGUUAUUGUUAGCCUUUUAUUUUAAGUCAGGAGAGUGCUUUAGCAACGGGAAAGUGACCCAAGCAUGUGGAGAAAUGAUACCUGAGCAUGACCACGAUCCCAGCCCCCAAACCCCGCCGUAUAAUAUAACUCUGGACAAGUACCAGUACAAUGCAGGAGAUCAAAUCAGAGUGACCUUAUUUGUAGCUGUGUCAGGAAGCAGCUAUUUCAAAGGCUUUCUCAUCGAGGCACGGGCACAGGGGAAUCUCAAUGGUGGGGCAGUGGGUUCAUUCACCCUUGUUGACCCCAGCAUCUCACAGCUGCUUAAAUGUGGUCACUCAAAGGGGUCAGCAGUGAGUCACACCAGUGGCGCCAAAAAGACAAAAGUCCAAGCCAUCUGGACGGCCCCGGACAACCCUCCUGCCAGCAUCCAGUUCAAGUUCACAGUAGUGCAGAAGUACAAGGUCUACUGGGUGCAGAUACCAGGGCCUGUUGCCACUCUGAACGGGGCCACUGCCGGGCCUCCACAUUUCACCACCACCUCAGAUAGCCCUACCACAUCACCAGCAGUGCUGCCCAAUCCGUUCAGUGCAGAGGACUGUGGGAGCAGGAAGUCUUGCCUGCGGGACCCUGUGAAUUGUGACCCCAGGACUGAGCCACGGUGCUUCUUCCUGUCGUUACGGACAGAGGGACAGAGCGUGCAGUUUGAGCUGAGUGGCCCAGCAGAGGGAUAUGUCUCUUUUGCCCUCUCCCUUGAUACAUGGAUGGGAAAUGAUGAUGUUUAUUUGUGUGUAAGAGAUGGUGACCGAGUGGAAAUCAAUGCUGCCUAUGUACUUGGACGCACUCAUCCUGAAGUGGCAACAGAGAAUGCACUGCGAGACACGGCAUGGGCAAUAGUAGAUGGUGUCAUCCAAUGCAGCUUUCGCAGGGACAUCAACCUCAGUCAGCUCAACCGUUUCAACCUGGACCAGAGCUACUUCCUGUUUGUGGCUCACGGAAAAGCAGAAAAAGGUGUGAUUCAUCGACAUAGCCGUCAGCCGUUAAUCUCCACCCAUCAGAAGGUCGUCAGUGGCCCGCCGGAGGACCUAAGUGCCUCCCGAUCACCCCUGCUCAUCAAGUUUCACGGUGUUUUUAUGCUGGUUGCAUGGAUGACAACGGUCAGCACAGGUGUCAUAUUCGCUCGUUACUUCAAACUCGACUUGCCUGAAAGCUCUUUGCUUGGGCAGAGGGUGUGGUUUCAGAUGCAUCGGGCCCUAAUGGUGCUGACAGUAGUGUUGACUUGUGUGGGUUUCACUCUGCCGUUCAUCUACAGAGGAGGCUGGAGCACACGAGCUGGAUCCCACCCUUACCUGGGCUGCACUGUCAUGGCCCUUGCUGUCAUCCAACCAAUCAUGGCUCUCUUCAGACCACCUCCAGAUUCCUCCAAAAGACCCAUCUUUAAGUGGAUGCAUUUGGGUGCAGGCACCCUUGCACAGAUCAUUGCAGUCGCUGCCAUCUUCCUGGGCAUCCAACAGCAGGCCCUGCUUCUGCCAGCACCAUGGUCCACCGGGGUCCUGGCUGGGUUUGUGGUCUGGGGGGUUUUGGCAGACCUGAUUUUCGAGCUCCACAGUAGAUGCUAUCUUCCACCAGCAGGAAGCAAAGCUGAAGACAGACAGAGCAUCUUAUCCAGCUCUUCGGAGAGAAAAGAGUUCCGGCUCAGAGGGAUCAUUUUGGGUGUCUUCCUCUGUGGAAACCUGGCCUUCCUUACCAGUCUUAUUAGCUUGAUUAGUGAUGUGUGACCCAGGGGGUCUGCGUUACUGAAAACAGCAGAUUAAACUCAGACUCAGAGGAAGGUAGUUCAGUCUUAAAGGGAACAUAUCAUAUUUUACCAAUCAAGUAGCUGUUGGAAAGUUUACAUUUUAAACAUUUUCAUAUAGAGACUUCUAGAUUGUAUACAUUCCAGUCGUGAGCCAAGAUGUAAACACCAGUGAUGUUGCACAUUACAAGUGACUUGAAAUUAUUUGUAAGGGGAGUAUCUGAUUUAUGGUAAAUGUUAGAUAAUAAAAAGAAAUUUACUAGACUGAAUUUAAUUUAGAAAAAGCAAGAACAAUUUGUCCCAGCUCUUGUACUGUUGGAAACCCAGAGUAGGUAGCUGGUGAAGAUUGCUGAAAGCCUCCUGGCUGAAAAUUGUUGUGUUCAGUUAUUUUGAAUCUAACUAUUCCUUAACUGUGCCUUAAACGAUUAAUCGAUCAACAUAUUUGUUGACUUCAACAUCUGUUUUCUAACUAAUUAUCAGCUUAUGUUAAGUCCAGUGUUACGGCCUUGUUUAAUUUCAUAUGUAGUUCUACCCAUUUCAGAUGAUAAUUGGUUGAGAUGGUGAAAGGCACCUGUUGAUGCUCAAUAGUCUGCUGUUUAUGCAUACAGUGCCCAACAAGAUUAGAUUGUCAUAGAGCCACCACUGCCAGAUGCCACAUUUUAAAAAUUAUUAUUUUUUUUUUUUUUGUAAAACAUUGUUUUGUACUGUAUCUGUGAUUUCUCUUAGGCAGUUGCAGAAGACAAAGAGGGACUAAUAAUAGUUUUUUGAGAAUGGUGUCAUAAUACUUUGGCUUGUUUGGUUUCAAUGUGCUUAAAAUUUACUAUAUGAGGUUUUGAAAACAUGCUUAAAAGCAUUUCUUAUAUAUGGAUCCUUGAUUUUCUCAGAAGCAAAGAUAUGUCAGAAAAGGGCUUUUGGGGGGGGCUGAACAAAGAAGAAAUAACUAGCUCAAGUGUCAGGUCUUGUUGUAGGUAUGUUGUAGUACUAACUAUUCUGACAUUUUGCCUAAUGGUGAAAUUCCCCUGUACAUCCAACACAAUAUGGAUGUGAUGGCAGCAUGAUAACUGAAUGUACUCUAUGUGCUGCCUGUCAUUGCAUGCUUUGUUUGAGCUACUUAAGUCAAAGACAUUAGCAGGAAACUUAUGUCUAGCUCACUGAACAAAGUUGAAGUUUUAUCUUCACAGCAAGUCUGUGUAAUCAUGAAAUGCUGUGUUUUUUUUCUGAUUGUAUGGCCAUUUCAUUGUUUUGAUUGGGAGAACGGGGGUGUACCUGACUACUAAUGGCCCAUGGAAACGUACUGAAAUGCCUGAACCAAUGAUCUGUGAUUAAAGUCAGCUAUUUUUGAAAAAUGACAGGGCACAUGUACUGUUUGCCAUGCCAUGCCAUGAAAAGUAUGUAAUUAUAAUGUACUUAUGUGUAUUAAAAUAAGUCAAGUCUAAAAUGAA